Dictyostelium purpureum is the source of this 960-nucleotide messenger RNA. The record is from the annotation of a RefSeq genome assembly. Lineage: Eukaryota; Evosea; Eumycetozoa; Dictyosteliales; Dictyosteliaceae.
AUGAAAACUAUAUAUUUAUUUCUCUUAAUAGUUUUAUUAAUAACUAACAUUAGUUUCAUUAAAUCAAAUGAAAAUGUUUUAGAGGGUUCAGGUUCUUCCGAAUGGUUUGGUGAGACAUGUCAAGAAUCAACCUUUAAUUUCAAAAGUAAAACUGGUUGUUUAAAUGAUUGUUAUGAAUUAUGGGGUCAAGGUAAAUGCAAUAAUCAAACCAAUUCUUGCGAAUGCACUAAUUAUUAUACAGGUAAUGAUUGCUCAAUAAAUAUUGAUAAUGAAUACGAUUGGGAUCAAAUGGACUGUAGUGGCGGAAGAUAUUGCCCUCCAGUAUUCGGUGCCGGUAUAAGAAAAUGUUAUUGCCCACCAGGCCAAGAUGGAAUUGAGUGUAAUGUUUGCUCAUCCUCCAGUGGUUGUAAUAGUCUCAAUAAUGAUUAUUCCAAUACUUAUUCUUGUGAUAAUUCAAAUUUAAUUUAUAAUAAAAAGAAUUAUAGUUGUUUAGUAACAAGCCCAUUAGUUAAUUUAGAUUUUGGAAAUGCCUCUACAUCGGUUUCUUUCAAUUGUGAUUUCUCCAAUCCAAACCAAUUAGGUGAGUGUAGUUUGAGAUUUUAUAAUGAUCAUACUGGCGCACCAUUAUUGUUUAAUUGUUCAUUUAAUGAAUGUAUUAGUCAGAUAGAUGGUUAUAAUCAAACAAUAAACUGCCAAUACUCAAAAUGUAAUGCUUCAUCAUAUUGUGGAGUGUUUUUUGGAGAUAUAAUUGACCAAGCUCAAGGUCCCACUAAAUUUGAUUGUGGCCCAAAUGUAAACCAAAAAACCUCAUCAUCAUCUUCCGAUAAUAGUUAUCCAAUAAGCUGUUCGUUUGCUCAAAGUUAUUUAACUAACAUAUUACCAAUUAUUCCAUUGGAGUGUCAAGCUGGUGAAUGUAUUAAUAAUGGCUUAUCCAUAGCUAUUAAAAAUAUAUUUUUUUAA